Messenger RNA from Microthlaspi erraticum, 1944 nucleotides. Lineage: Eukaryota; Viridiplantae; Streptophyta; Magnoliopsida; Brassicales; Brassicaceae. The record is from the annotation of a GenBank genome assembly.
AUGAAAACAAGACGCGGGAGACGCCCUGAAAAGUUUUGGCCUUCGAUUGUGAUGAAUAAAUGGUUAAACAUAAAGCCGAAAGUUUACGACUUUAGCGAAGACGAAAUCGAUACAGAAACUGAGAGCGAAGACGACGUGUGUUCGGUCAAAGACGUCGCUAAUGUAACUGAUGAAGACAGCCAUGGCGGUCGCCGAGGAAGCGAAGCUGAUCACGGCAACAAAAUUACAGACGGUGGUGGUGUGAGGAGUUACCAGAGAAAACACCGGCGAGGCAAAUCGGAGACUUUGAGAGUCCAAUACAUAAAUACAAAGGACAUCAAAGUGACGGUGGCUACAUGGAACGUCGCCGGAAAACGUCCCUCCGAUGAUCUCGUGAUCGACGAUUGGCUUUCUACCGACAACCCUUCAGAUAUUUACAUCAUCGGGUUUCAAGAAGUGGUUCCGUUAAACGCAGGAAACGUGUUCGGAGCAGAAGAUAGAGGUCCGAUUCCCAAAUGGGAAUCGAUAAUCCGUAGAACGCUGAACAAAUCCCAGAAAGAAUCAGUCUAUGGUGAUCAAUCUCCAAGCUGCAACAACAACAACGUUCUUCAUAGAUCUCACAGCGCACCGGCAUCUCCUGUCCUAGCACAACAAACAACAUCCAUUAUCUCUGAUGUCAUGGUCGAGAAUCUCGCUGCGGACCACUCGCUAGAUCUAGCUACACACGAGUACAUCGAUGCUGCAACCGCUUUGCCGAGUCUGGAACCAGUGGGGAAUCCGGACAUGGACUGGCCUGAACGAGCGUUAGACAAGAACCCUCAGGUUGUUGAGUCAGAAGGGAAGCUAAGGAGAGUGUUAAGCAGCAACGCGAGGCUAGGGUUUAAGCUGCCGGAGAAUCCAACGGGAGUGAGUAGGUUUGCUUCAGACGCAAGAAACUUGAGACGGUCACGGAGCUUUGAAACCCUAAAGCUGAGUUGGAAUGAUAUAAAAGAAGAGAAUUGUUGUAAUACUUCAUCCUCCUCGUCCGAAGCGGAAGAAGCCGCGAAAAUCCUGUCUGAUGAUGAUUCAUCAGACGGAGAAUCGUCUUCCAAUGAUGACGAGGAGGAGGAAGGAGAGAAGAUCGGAAAUACUUAUGGAUUGCCGGAAGAUUUGGUGGAGGAGUGUCGGAAGGCGAAAGAUUCUCAAAAGUAUGUGAGGAUAGUGAGCAAGCAAAUGGUUGGGAUCUAUGUAUCGGUUUGGAUCCGACGGCGGUUGAGAAGACACGUCAACAACUUGAAAGUCUCGCCGGUCGGAGUUGGCUUGAUGGGUUACAUGGGAAACAAGGGAUCGGUGUCUAUUAGCAUGACGUUAUACCAAUCGAGGAUGUGUUUCGUGUGUUCACACUUAACUUCCGGUCAAAAAGACGGUGCUGAGCAACGCCGGAACGCUGACGUGUACGAAAUCAUACGUCGUACUCGUUUCGCAUCUGUUCUUGAUACCGAUCAACCAAGAACGAUUCCAUGUCACGAUCAGGUGUUCUGGUUCGGAGAUCUGAAUUACCGACUUAAUAUGUCAGACAGUGAAGUAAGAAAGCUUGUCGCACAGAAACGAUGGGACGAGCUCAAGAACAGUGAUCAGCUGAUUAGAGAACUAAGAAGAGGGCAUGUCUUUGAUGGAUGGAGAGAAGGACCGAUUAACUUCCCUCCGACGUAUAAAUAUGAAUUCGAUUCCGACCGUUACGCCGGAGAGAACGUGAGAGAAGGAGAGAAGAAGAGAGCUCCGGCUUGGUGUGAUAGAAUAUUAUGGUUGGGAAAAGGAAUAAGACAAGAGUGUUAUAAGAGAUCGGAGAUAAAAAUGUCCGAUCACCGACCGGUGACAUCGAUAUUUAGCGUCGGAGUUGAAGUAUUCGACCAACGGAAACUUCAAAGAGCUCUUCACGUUAACAACGCCGCCGCUUCUGCUGUUCAUCCUGAGCCUUCUUUUUGA